GUUUGAAUUUAGGGUAUAAAAUCUUCUCUGGACAAUGAAUUCUCGAGAUCACCACGUGACUCUGCUUUUAUUCCGAGAGGAGGGUAAUGAGAGGCACGGAAGAAAACGUCUCAGAGAAACGAAGAUGGAGCAGUAGAGCGGUUGUGACAGUAACAAGUCACGGCCACUCACUUUUGCACGCCGUCCGUGUUUCUAUUGAUUCAAGAAGCGUGGUGGAAAAGAUCACACUAGCUGCCGUGUCGUGACCGUAGACGUGUCAGACGUAGAUGUGCCAGCAUUUUCGAAUGUGAACUACGGAAAAAGAUGAAAUGAUCCCGAGGAGACCUUCGACUGACCCAAACCAGACGCCUUCUCCGCGGCAAUGUGAUCAGAAAGGGGAAUCUGUCGUCGUCGAGGACAACGCACCAGAAUUUUGUACAAAUACAACCCUGGGCUGCGGUGUCGGUGGUUCCAAAAACGUCGUCCAAGUAGGGCGACAAUGGAGGAAUCACCUGCUUCUCUGGUACUGGUUCCAGGAUGCUCCUCCACCACCGCGAGUAAGAGUAGUAGUUUCACCUGCUCGGAACGCCAACAACACCCACGACAGCAGGGUGAAGAAGUCGAAAAAUGCAAUCAGCCCUAUGUGCUCCUGGGUGGACGACGACCAAAAGGAGAACAUCAAGAGGACCACGACAGUUCUUGUCCUACUUCUUUGGAAAACGCCGGUCGUGGAGCUUGUGUAAUAGAAGUAGAAAGAGAAACUACCACAGAGCUACUACACCAGGCGCUUGUACAGACACCUUUGCCAACGCCGCCGUCACUUGCAACUGGAGAGGCUGCACGAAAUAGAACUACAGCCGUUGUAGUUCAUCUUGACGAGGAUCAUGCAGGCGCGGCAAGAGCGGCGACGUCGACGUCGGCACCAGCGAUGCAUGAAAAUGCCACGACUUCUCUUCAUGCAACAGCGACAGGACCUUCAGCCCCUACUGCACCUCCUAGUUGUGGAGCGGACGAACUACCACCCUCUACCAUUCCACCUCCACCCCCAACCUUCGUCGACGUGCUUUUCUACGUGCUCCCGUUUCUGACCCAGCAAACAACAAAUACGCUGAAGCAAACCGGCGCAGCAGUUUAUCAGCGCUUAUCGGAAGAGGACUGCCAGCCGCUCCUCUCCCACUACAUCCACAAUGUGACGAGCAAAGGGCCGGGGCAUUGGGGACUCGGGGAGAGCGUGUUGGAAUCCUGGAGAAUCGUCUUGCAGCAGCAGAAGAACGGGAAGAUUUGGCAAAUCAAAAACCUCCGGUCGGUGCGAUUGGAGGCGAAAAAUCCGUUUCAAGCGGCUAAUGUGGGAUGUUUUCUGAAGUGUUUCGUGGAAUGCUGUAAAACGGAACUGGACGGAAAAUUACCGGCGUUUUUGCGGGAAUUCAAAGUCGUCAUUCCUGUCCGGUAUCUGCAUGCUUGGGAGAAAAUGCGGCCCUAUGGAAAUUGAAUAACUAUCUUUUUUGCUCACGACGAGGAAAGGAGGCACACUAGCAAUAUCUAGGAUGCUUCUUUUGUCAUGGACGAAGUAUUCCUUAUUUGCUGUCAAUUCUUGCAUUCGAAUUGCGUCGACGUCGCCUACUUUGCAGUUCCUGGUUUGCACCACGACCGGUGGUUUGUAGUUUCCAGGCAGCCCGUCGUCCUACACACUUAUGACGUCAGCAGAUUCAGGUGCCUCUUUACGCCUUUCCUGCUGGCUGUGGCUACGUCAUGCGAAGAUGGUUUUUUCAAUUUUAGGCUCUUCCGUGGAUUAUCACUUUUGAGGACUACUUUUUCCUUGAAGAUAAAAUAGCAGAGCUGUCGGAGCGAGCUAAUCUUGAGCAGGCUCGCCUUCUGCAAAUCGAUGUCCGUGAUCUCCCACCUACGCACCACUUGGGCCUUCAUUAUACCAGCGAUUGUAGAAAUGAAAGAUAUGGUGCGGUGGAUUCGCUAGAAGACUGUGAUUGUCAUGUGCGAGGGGCUGCGGACUCGCCUUUUGCUGGUAAUUGCUUUGCUAUCUCCUUUUGCUUGCAGUCAUUGGUAGAGAACCCUCCACAUAAUUCAGACGAGGACGGAAAACAAAAGUAUUUCGCUAGUCUUUGCUUUCUGCAACCAAUGAAAUGACCGGAAGACCAGUAUCGACUUGGUGCUGUGUAUAUAAAUAUCACACGCGAGCAGGACGUACUUGCAAGUCCAGGC
Molecule: messenger RNA, 2196 nt
Organism: Amoebophrya sp. A120
Lineage: Eukaryota; Dinophyceae; Syndiniales; Amoebophryaceae
Source: the annotation of a GenBank genome assembly